ACUUCCGCGUGACUGAAGCUCUACUUCCUGUGUGGUGGACACGAGCAGAAGCGAAAGAACGCUGUGUUCAAACACAGAGCAGCAGCGCGAUGCUCGGAACAUGACGGCGCUCCGCUGCUUCAGCGUCUGUUCUCUGCUUCUGCUGAACGCGUCCGCGGGAUUUGGAGAUCUGAGGCGUCCUGAGAAUGUCAGCAUGGACUCGCUCAACACCCGUUAUGUGCUGCGGUGGGACUGGCCUCACGAGACCGCCGCCAACCAGACCGCCACCUUUACUGCGCAGUAUAUACAACCUCGGACACAGAAGAACAGUGAGAAGUACUGGACAUCAGUGUGUGUCAAUGUUUUGGAGCAUCGCUGUGAUUUCACUGGAGCUGAUCUGCAUUACAAUGGCUUAUAUCUGCUGCGUGUGCGGGCCAACACGUCACAGCAGACCUCCGGCUGGGUCCAGAUCAGAUUCUGUCCUGAUGAACAUGGUCCUCCCUUCAGCGUGAAGCUGAACUCGGUUGAAGGAGAUCUAGAGAUCAUCAUCACCAACCCUCUGAGCAGCACUAACCAGUCCAUGAAAACUUUGCUGGACAACAGGUUUAGCUACCACAUCCAGUACUGGAAGCGUUCUGAAGAGCCUCAGACGGCUAAAGUCCUGGAGACGAAGAAUAAUGUGGUGACGCUGACUGAGCUGGACAGACAGACGUGGUACUGUGUGAGAGUUCAGAGCCGUGAUGACUUCAGUGAGAAGAGCAGUGUCUUCAGCGACACACACUGCACACGCACUGAAGGUCAGAUGCCGUACUGGCAGAUAUUCCUGUACUUCCUGAUUUCUCUGCUGCUGUGCUUCCUGCUGCUGCUGCUGUACUUCUGCUUUAAGAAGAUGUUUCCGCUCCUCAAGAACACCUUCUGCCCAGCCAUUCAGCUCCCGGAUCACAUUCAGGAGCUGUGGUUAAAUGAAUCCGAGAAGCCGCAGCUGCUGGCUCCUGAGUCUCCAGAGUCUGUGUAUGAGCCGCUGGUCGUGGUCAGUGCUGAGCUGGACGCUGUGGCGGUGGAUGAGCGCUCACACACUGGGGAUCAGGACUCCAGCGCACACAGCAGCGGAGACUCUGGCGUUUACUCCACAGAGGAGGACUCCUGUCACAGAUCCACCACACACGCUGACCUACAGAUGAGCAGCAGAAAGCACAGAGAAAAGCUGCAUGAUGGGAUGCUGCUGGACCCCUGUGCUUGAAACGGUCAACAGAUGUCAGAUGGACAUGACUCUAGCUAUUUGCAGCUUUGCCUUUCUCUCUUCCAACAUCUGUCAGCUUAUUGUACAUGUAGAGACAGCAGCACCUUACUGAGGUUUACGACAUUUGUGCCAUAUUUGUCAUAUCUGUUAACAUGCAGAUUUCUUAUGAUUCUUAUAGAAUGUUAAUUCAUUGUUGUCACUUGAUGUCAUUUUUGUUAGCUUUUACAAUAGCUUUCCUGUAGCUCAAAUAGUAGAGCAUGGUGCUAGCAAUGCCAAGAUCAUGGUUUCAAUUCCCAGGGAAAGCAAGAGCUGAUAAAAUGUAAAAGAAACAAAACAUUGUGAACCCUUUUAAGCCAAAGACAACCAUAAAACAAACAACAAUAAACCAA
Onychostoma macrolepis is the source of this 1608-nucleotide messenger RNA. Its product is annotated as interferon alpha/beta receptor 1a-like. The transcript is spliced from 7 exons. Lineage: Eukaryota; Metazoa; Chordata; Actinopteri; Cypriniformes; Cyprinidae. Gene Ontology annotation, molecular function: interferon receptor activity; protein binding. The record is from RefSeq and is a predicted model, not a curated record. Bases 101 to 1219 code for a protein of 372 amino acids.